AUGUCCACUGAAUUAACUGUUCAAUCUGAAAGAGCUUUCCAAAAGCAACCUCACAUCUUCACCAACCCAAAGGUUAAGACGAACAGAAGAACCAAGAGAUGGUACAAGAAUGCCGGUCUAGGUUACAAGACCCCAAAGACCGCCAUUGAAGGUUCUUACAUUGACAAGAAGUGUCCAUUCGUUGGUGACAUUUCCAUCCGUGGUAAGAUUUUGACCGGUACCGUUGUCUCCACCAAGAUGCACCGUACCAUCAUCAUCAGAAGAAACUACUUGCACUACGUUCCAAAGUACAACAGAUACGAAAAGAGACACAAGAACGUCCCAGUCCACGUUUCCCCAGCUUUCCGUGUCCAAAUCGGUGACAUUGUUACCGCUGGUCAAUGUAGACCAAUCUCCAAGACUGUCAGAUUCAACGUCUUGAAGGUUUCUCCAGCUUUGGGUAAGGCUGCCAACAAGCAAUUCCACAAAUUCUAA
Molecule: messenger RNA, 474 nt
Organism: Huiozyma naganishii CBS 8797
Lineage: Eukaryota; Fungi; Ascomycota; Saccharomycetes; Saccharomycetales; Saccharomycetaceae
Gene: RPS11A
Product: 40S ribosomal protein uS17
Exons: 2
Coding region: 1-474 (157 amino acids)
Biological process (GO): translation
Cellular component (GO): ribosome; cytosolic small ribosomal subunit
Molecular function (GO): structural constituent of ribosome
Source: RefSeq, a predicted model, not a curated record